This is a messenger RNA of Daldinia caldariorum, 2721 nucleotides long. RefSeq lists its product as uncharacterized. The record is from RefSeq and is a predicted model, not a curated record. The transcript is spliced from 2 exons. NCBI's taxonomy places the organism in Eukaryota, Fungi, Ascomycota, Sordariomycetes, Xylariales, Hypoxylaceae. Bases 1 to 2721 code for a protein of 906 amino acids.
AUGGUUGAUGUCGACAUCGACGCGUUCUUACGACAAGGCUAUUGGCCCAGUUCUAGAGCUAAAAGCCCAGAUUCACGAUUUGCUACUUCGAAUACGCCAUCAAGUCAAUCCUCUUAUGUCAAUGUGACGGAUUCGAGUCAAUUACCAUAUAACACCCGUCGCCAGCGCGAUUAUCCCCCACCUCCGAGUGUUGAGGAUGAGACGGCAUCGCUCGCAAAGGAAUAUAAAGCUACGGUCCCGGUUCCGGGUGAGGGGCCGAUUCACCGAGGGGACAUUGACCAGCAACCUAUCCUCCUUCCCGUGCAUGAAUUCAAUCCCGAGAGGCGCUUCGUUCUAGUUCCCACACCAUCCGAUUCUAUUAGUGAUGAUUCCUCCGAAAAUGUUAAGAAGCUGCCGAGGCGACCCAAAUCAAGGGAUAUAAAUCCUAAGCCCGAUCCCGAUCCCGAAUCCGAUCCUACCUCUUAUGAAGCUAACACCGGCCGCAAGUAUGAGUCGCGUUCGCGCCGUGAAGAAUCACCUGAAGCUAAAUCGGACCCUGAACCAAAACGUGAGCGACGCCGGAGCAAACUCGAACAGUUGCCUACUAUAACUACGGACAUUGAGCCUGAUUCUCGGAGAUCCGAUACAAGGAGACCGAAAUCUACGACAAGAUCUGAUAAAGGUGAUGAGAGUUACUACUCUCCUCGUCAUCAUUCUCGACUUCAGUCUGGGAGUAUGUUGUCCCCGGAUGUCAUAGAACAUGCUAGCAGAGGGAGGGACCGAGCAUACUAUAAAGGGGGUUCAGAUUCUUAUACUCAAAGUCGUAAUCGCUCAGCUCAUCCUCAUGUCGAGUAUGAGAAGGUUCCUCGGGACGAUAGGAAAUAUAGAGAUAAGCCCAUUAAAUCCACAAAGUCGAUAAGUCCUACUCAUCACAAACGACGCUCGACCGCGGAUAUCCCCCACCACACGAGAUCAUCCUCAAAGGUAGAUUAUGGGAAGCCGCCGCCGUAUACCGAGCGUCGGUCGCCAAGAGCUGACGAUUCUGUUCGUAAGCCAUACGAGCGGGAUACAGUAUCUCAAGCAUCAUCUGAUUCCGAUGAGAGGCCAGAAGUCCCACCUCAUGGCGAACGUAUCUAUUCAAGUGAUGAAGACGCAUCAUACCGAGCCCUUCCCCGCCGUCAUCGGGAUUCAUUCGUAUCCAGCGAUGGCAAAUUUUGCCUCCAAAGUCCGGCAGAAAUCAGACCCAGUAGCGACCGAAGACCUCGCGGCACCUCACCGUACCCGUCUUCGAGAACUUCUCAGAUCUACGAAAGGGAUUCGCCAUCAUCGAGUUCGCGUAGCUCUACAUUUCCCAAAGAUAUUAAAUUUUCACGGAGCGAGCAUCGUUCUCAGAAUUCAUUAUCUCGCUCUUCUACGGGAAGAUCUGAGCUUAAAUCUUCUGCUCCAAUCGUAAUUCCUGCUGCCGCCGCCGCCGCUGCUGCUGCCGCCACAACUGCAGCGUUUGCAUAUUCUGGCUCUCCAACUGACCCGCGUAGGUCGGGUAUACUCCCACCACCUAGAGUAGGAUCUAUCCAGCAAGAUCCUCGCUCGUCCACGUCGGCAUUAUCGACGAGUCCUCAGAGACACGCUCGCCACCCGGUAGAAUCAGGUUCGCCGAGAAGUAUUGUCAGCACAAAACACUCUAUGCCCCCGUAUAAACGAUAUAUGGACGAAGUCCAAGCUGGCGAACUUCCUGAUAUGCGCGACUGUCCUCGCAGGCAACCAACUGCCGGGCACAUGGAUUGGCUAACACUUCCCCGCUGCGACAAUUUCGAUAUCUGUCCGUCGUGCUACGAAGCCACGUUUUCCCGCACCGAAUUUGCGCACCAGUUUGUCCCGGUGCCGUUCCGCUCGACAGAUCGCCACAUCGUCUGCGACUUCGGCACCUCGCGAUACUACCACAUCGCGUACUUCCUGACCAGGAAAUAUGGCAUGGCGGACCUAGCCAUGUUCCGAAACAUCGCCAACGUCACCGCCAAGAGCCAGCCCUGCGCGGGCGCCAAGGAGGUCUCGCGCAUAUGGUACUCGGUCAAGGACCCGCGCUUGGGCCGCCCCGUCGAGAGCUUCACCGCGUGCUUCACGUGCGCCAAGACGAUCGAGGUCCUGCUCCCGAACCUGACGGGGCUCUUCGUGCCCAUGGACUCGCCGGCCGAGGCGACGCGGGGCGUGUGCGCGAUGCACCAGGACAACGAGCGCAGGUUUCUGUUCUAUUUCGACCUACUGGAGGCCGCGGCCGACAAGGCCCUGAUCACGAAGAGCACGCCGGACGUCCAGGCGCUGGCCGACCGGCUGCGCGACCUGACGGCCGUGCCCGAGUGCGCGCGCAGCACCCCGAUCCAGAACGGCAAGUGGUACACGAUGCGGUCGAUCCCCGACCUCACGGUCUGCGAGGAGUGCUUCGGGGAGGUGGUGUGGCCGAUGAUCCAGCGCGACAGCAGCUCCAUCGCGGCUAACUUCCACAAGAACCCGCAGCUGCUCCCGCUCGCGGCCUGCCAGCUGUAUUCCGACCGCAUGCGCAACAUAUUCCAGUGGGCCGUGCGGCAUAACGACUUGCGGUAUCUGGAAGCCAAGGUCAGGGAGCGGUUGACCAAGGAGCAGGAAUACCACGCUACUAUAGUAGGGCUUGACCCGCGCCGCUUCGGCAAGGAGUGGGUUGACGCCGAGCUCGAGCAGGCAACGAGAGAGUGGCAGAGGUGGGAGUAA